This is a messenger RNA of Nerophis lumbriciformis (worm pipefish), 2174 nucleotides long. RefSeq names its product solute carrier family 52 member 2 (gene slc52a2). The record is from RefSeq and is a predicted model, not a curated record. Gene Ontology annotation, molecular function: riboflavin transmembrane transporter activity. NCBI's taxonomy places the organism in Eukaryota, Metazoa, Chordata, Actinopteri, Syngnathiformes, Syngnathidae. Gene Ontology annotation, cellular component: plasma membrane. Gene Ontology annotation, biological process: riboflavin transport.
GUCAAAAUAGCAUCCAUUCGUCACGUUCGAACCAGCGUGGAAAGCAAAAGUUCGCUCGCUGUUUUUUUGGUCAAACUUCGCCCGGACACGCUCGGUCCUUCUCCGCGUUCUGUCGGCCAGCGUGUGCGGCGUCAUGGCGGGCAGCUGGUGGAGCAGCACGGCGGUGACCCACUGCCUGACGGCGCUCUUCGCCAUGGGAUCCUGGGUUUCCGUCAACAGUCUGUGGGUCCAACUCCCGGUGAUCGUCAGAGACCUGCCCGAAGGCUGGAAUUUGCCGGCCUAUCUCUCAGUCCUGAUAGCCUUCGGGAACCUGGGUCCAGUGGCGGUGACCAUCACCCACCACUGCGCGCCGGGCCGCCUCAACGAGCGCCUGGUCAUCCACUUCAUCCAGGGGCUGGCGGUGGUGGCGUCCGCCUUGCUGGCUAUUUUCUGGUGGCACAAGGUGACGGUGGUCGGGCAGGAGAGGUCCGUGCCCUUCUUCUUCUUCACCUUCGUGCUGUCUCUGGUCUGCUGCACGUCCAACGUCACCUUCUUGCCGUUCAUGUUCCGCUACCCGCCGCAGUACAUCCGGACCUUCUUCAUCGGACAGGGCCUGAGCGCUCUGUUCCCGUGCGUGGUGGCUCUGGGGCAGGGCGUGGGCAAGCUGGAGUGUCGCAGCGUCAACGGCACCGUGCAGCCGCAUUACCUCAAGGAGCAUUUCCCGGCGCAGAACUUCUUCUGGUUUUUGUUUGUCAUGCUGUGCGUUUCAGCGCUGAGCUUCCUGGCUCUGACGCGGCGUCCGCUGCCUUCGCAUCAAGACCACGCCGCGUCCCCUCCGGUUAAGAACGCGGACGAGACUGACCCGCUGAGCAACGGCAGGUCGCAGGCGUCCGAUGAGCGGGCGCAGCUGGAGGACUCGGCUCCCGCUCAGACCUUUUGGACCGUGCACAACAUCUACCUGUUGGCGCUGCUGGCCGUCUCCAACGCCCUCACCAACGGGGUGCUGCCCUCCGUCCAGAGUUUCUCCUGCUUGCCGUACGGCGCCAUGACCUACCACCUCUCCGUGGUUCUCGGAAACAUCGCCAACCCUCUGGCCUGCUUCGUUGCCAUGUUUGUGAGCCUGAGGUCUUCGGCAGGUCUGGGUUUCUUGUCUUUGGCCGGCGGGGUCUUUGCUGCGUACCUCAUGGCUUUGGCCGUCCUCAGUCCAUGUCCCCCACUGCAGGGGAACUCUGCUGGGAUGGCGUUGGUGGUGAUCUCCUGGAUCGUCUUCACGGGCCUCUUCUCCUACCUGAAGGUGGUGAUCGGCACUUUGCUGCACGAGGCGGGUCACGCCGCCCUGCUGUGGUGCGGCAUCUCCAUCCAGGCGGGCUCCCUGGUGGGCGCCCUGGCCAUGUUCCCGCUGGUCAACGUCUACGCUCUCUUCACCCGGUCACAGGACUGCGUGAACAACUGUCCCAGAUAAGAACUUGUUUUCUUGUUUUAUUUUUAUUUUUAAAGGCUCCGAUGUUUAUUGGCGCAGGUCCUGAGGAGCUCCAGAAAAACAAUGAGAGCACUGUGUCGUUUCCACGCCGACCGAAGGGCUAUAACAUGUCGUACAACCACGCGAACGAACCUGUCCAUGUGAUGUUUUUUUAUUUUUUACUCAGGGAAUUAAUCUUCCUCACUCAACAAACUACAAUCUGCACUUGUUGCUUAAUACGUGUUAAUGUGGUAUUGAUGUGAACAGCUGUGAAUCAACGCGUGCACCCUUAAGUAAACAACAAUUAGGGGUGUCCUGAUGAGAUGCUGAUAAUGGAUGUCAGUCCAAUAUCAUUAAAAAAACAAGUGUGGGAUCAUACAUGUGCGCCUGCAUGCAGAAUGUGUGAUAUCAUGUCCGAUACAAGCGGUCCUGCUACGUGUUGACUUGUGCAAACGUCCACCAAUAAGCACACAAUUUCCUCUAUUAGUCAAGUCAUUUACAAAAAGUAAACAUGAUUUUUGUUUUAAAAAUAAGGAAGCAUACCUGCCAACUACUCCGGUUUUCCCGUAAUUAGUAUGGUUUUCAUCAACCUAUUCCGGGUUACGGUUGCAGUGAUAAAAAAUACGGUUUUUCAUUAAUUAAAUUUUUUAAUUUUUUUUUAAGUUUUAUUCACAAAAUCGCGUAACAACAAUGACAAUCGACACUGCUUACCGUAACUUCCUAUCGAGCCAUUCCG